UUUUGGUUUGCUCAUACGACUCACUCUCUCUCCCUCUUGUUAUUGGAGAAGACCAAUCCAACAGAGAAGAGAACGUAAACAAGAGUUGUAUUCAUCAAUCUCUUGCUAUGGCGGAUCUUCCAGCGACUUCAUCAUCACCUCCAUCUUCAAAUGGUUAUGAAGCGACUUCAUCAACGACUCCAUCACCACCUCCAUCUUCAAAUGGUUGGGCUCCAUCACCAGCUCCAUCUUCAAAUGGUCAUAGAGGGUUUACAUUUGGGGAAAUAAAUACUUUUCGAGCGAGCUCGAGCAAAGUUAUUUGUUGCGAUUUCUCAUCUGAUGGCAAGUUGCUUGCUAGUGGUGGCCUUGAUAAAAAGGUGGUAAUGUGGUACACGGAUUCUUUAAAGCCAAAAACUAUUCUUGAAGAGCAUUCGGCACUAAUUACUGAUGUCCGUUUCAGUCCGAGCAUGCCAUGGCUUGCAACAUCUUCAUUUGACAAAACUGUUAGGCUUUGGGAUGCUGGCAACCCGGGUUAUUCACUUCGUACAUUCACGGGGCAUUCUGCUGCUGUUAUGUCGCUAGAUUUCCACCCAAAUAAGGAUGACCUUAUCUGCUCGUGCGACGGGGAUGGUGAAAUUCGGUACUGGAGUAUUGCCAACGGUAGCUGUGCAAAAGUAUUCCAGGGUGGUAGGAACAAUGUGAGAUUUCAACCUCGUCUUGGGAGGUAUCUUGCUGCAGCUGCAGAGAAUGUUGUAUCAAUAUUCGAUGUGGAGACGCAAGCUUGUCGGUAUUUGUUGCAGGGGCAUACUAAGGCAAUUGAUUCUGUGGUUUGGGAUCCGUCUGGUGAAUUCCUGGCAUCUGUUAGUGAGGACUCGGUUAGAGUGUGGUCACUUGGAUCAGGUACUGAAGGGGAAUGUGUUCAUGAGUUGAGUUGUAAUGGCAACAAAUUCCACUGUUGUGUGUUCCAUCAUACAUAUCCUUCACUGCUAGUCAUUGGAUGUUACCAGACGUUGGAGCUCUGGAACAUGACAGAGAGCAAGACUAUGACUGUCGUAGCUCAUGAAGAACUGAUAGCCUCACUUGCUGUAUCAACUGCGACAGGGUUGAUUGCUUCAGCUAGUCACGACAAGUUUGUCAAACUUUGGGAGUGAUAUGAUUCCUUCUCCAAAAACCAUAUAAGAUUAGUUUGUUAUUAGUAUAUAUCUGAUGCUUCUAGUCUGGGGAUUUCAAUCGCACAACCUGCCCCUUCUUUGGCGUUUUGCGCAAUGUCGGGCCUAAAGAAAAAAAAAUUUAUCCCAUUUAAAGCUGAGUUCGAGUUCAAACAUAAAAAUCUUGUACGGAUUAGAUUAUUGUCUUGUUUACUUGUUUGGAUUUAACUAA
Molecule: messenger RNA, 1359 nt
Organism: Tripterygium wilfordii
Lineage: Eukaryota; Viridiplantae; Streptophyta; Magnoliopsida; Celastrales; Celastraceae
Product: transcriptional corepressor LEUNIG-like
Exons: 7
Coding region: 108-1130 (340 amino acids)
Molecular function (GO): protein binding; transcription corepressor activity
Source: RefSeq, a predicted model, not a curated record